AUGCCAAUUGACAAAUCCAAGAUUGACUGGUCCCUCUACCUCGUCACAGACCCGGACAUGAUCCCUGAGGGUUCAGAUAUCUACACCCAUGUCCGGGAAGCCAUCAAAGGCGGCUGUACCGUCGUCCAACUCCGAGAAAAAAAGACUGACACUGGGCUCUUCGUCGAGAAGGCCAAGAAACUACUCGAGAUCACUCGGGAAUAUAAUGUCCCUCUGUUGAUCAACGACCGUGUCGACGUUGUCCUUGCAUCUGGCGCAGACGGAAUCCACGUCGGGCAAGACGAUAUGGACCUCAAGGAUGUAAGAAGGUUACUUGGGCCUGAUGCAAUCAUUGGUAUUUCUGUCGGCUCUAUAAAAGAAGCAAAAGUUGGUAUCGCAGGCCGCGCAGAUUACUUUGGCCUUGGCCCAAUCUGGGACACAAACACCAAGAAACUCACAAAACCCCUCGUCGGAACAAUGGGCGCCCGGACAGUUCUUUCCUACAUCGAACAAAAUGCUGGGUAUGAGAUUCCAUGUGUCGCGAUCGGUGGGAUUAAGGACUACAAUAUCCAGCGCCUUUUUUUCCAGAGUCGCACGGGGACAAAGUCAAUUUCAGGUAUUGCCAUUGUGUCAGCGAUCAUGGCCUCUACAACCCCAUACGACGCCGCCAAAUCCCUUCUCACGUCCAUCAAGACCCCCGCCCCAUUCAUCCCCUCUCCUCCUUCCCCCUCCCUCCUCCACCCUGGCGACGCCCUCAUCACCAAGAUCACCCAGAUCAUCACACAAAUUGGCAAGAAGGGUCCACUCGUCCACCACAUGACCAACAACGUCGCCAAAAACCUCCAAGCGAACGCAUCCCUCGCCAUCGGCGCCUCCCCAAUCAUGUCCGAAAACGCCCUGGAAGCUGCCGACCUCGCAAAGAUCAACGGCGCCUUGUUGCUCAACAUCGGUACCGCACACCCUGAAUCCCCCGUCGCCAUGCUCGAGGCUCUACGAAUUGCAAACACCGCCGGGACUCCUGUUUUGUUGGAUCCAGUGGGUGCUGGAGCGACGCAGUUUAGGAAAGAUACCGUGGCGGGGUUUUUGGCGGGUGGGUAUUGCGACAUUAUCAAAGGCAACGAAGCCGAAAUCCGCGCCCUCCUCGGCCUCUCUGCACAUGCCCGCGGCGUAGACAGCCUCCACUCCUCCUCCUCCGCCUCCCGUGCGGAACUCGCUUCCACCCUCGCCCGUCGGGAACAGAACACGGUUGUCGUGAGUGGGGCCGUGGAUGUCGUGUCAGAUGGUGAACGAACAUUUUGUGUGAGCAACGGGGAUGCGAUGUUGGGUUUUAUUACGGGGUCGGGGUGUACGCUUGGGACGGUUAUUGCUACUUGUGCGGCUGUUGAGGAGGAUAAGUGUGUUGCGGCGGUGGCGGGGUGUGUUGUUUAUGGUAUUGCUGCGGAACGUGCGGUGAAGAGGGAUGAUGUCAAGGGACCAGGGACGUUUCAGACGGCGCUCGUGGAUGAGAUUUGGAGGAUUAGGGGGGAGUGUGGGGAGGGUAACCUCGAUUGGGUCAAGGGAGCGAAGGUUACCUCUGCGUAA
Messenger RNA from Saitoella complicata NRRL Y-17804, 1560 nucleotides. RefSeq names its product Hydroxyethylthiazole kinase. Gene Ontology annotation, cellular component: cytoplasm. Gene Ontology annotation, biological process: thiamine biosynthetic process. The transcript has a single exon. The record is from RefSeq and is a predicted model, not a curated record. NCBI's taxonomy places the organism in Eukaryota, Fungi, Ascomycota, Saitoellomycetes, Saitoellales, Saitoellaceae. Gene Ontology annotation, molecular function: magnesium ion binding; thiamine-phosphate diphosphorylase activity; ATP binding. Bases 1 to 1560 code for a protein of 519 amino acids.